AAAAAAAGUAAAUGAGCUAAAGUGACGGUCGACAGCUCAUCGUUACGUUGUUUUCGAUGAUAUUUUUAUAGUUUAAAAACCUAACAAUAGUAGUGUAGUGAUCUAAUUCAGCCUAUCAAGAUGUGGGACCCAACUCAUGUUCAAGUUACUAUUCAAAGGGCUCGUGGACUGUUGAUCAAAGGUAAAAACGGUGCGAAUAACUGUUUUGUUACGAUUGCUCUCGGUAAAGAUAAAUUCCAAACUUCCGUCAAACACAAAGCGACUCAGAAUGUCGAAUGGAUAGAAGAAUGCGAGUUACGAAUACCUUCACAGGGUAAUACUGCUGAAAUUGUUCUUAAGAUUUACGAUGAAGAUCUGCUAAAGGACCAUUUACUAGGUCAAGUAUCGAUUCCGUUAAAAGACCUCGAUGUUUACGAGCGGCCAAGAAGCCGUUGGUAUACCCUGCAGGGAAAAUCUGGUAAAGAAAACGAUAAACCGAGAGGAGAGUUAGAAGUCAAAAUAGCUUUCACUGUUAAAGAAGGAAGUUUGACUGAUUUGAGUAAGAAAGAUAAACACAGAUCCUCUUUGUCUAGCAUCGCCCAGAACGUAGGUGGCAGUCUUAUGAGCAUUGGCAGUAUCGAAAAACGCAAGAGUAUUAAGAAAUUUGCUAAAAAUCUUGGCUCCAAAAUGAACUUGAGUAAAAAGGAUAAGAAGAGUGAUUCAUCAUCUUUGGGUGGUAGUAUUGGUAACCUCAAGAGUUCAACACUUUCAACUCCUGAUCACUCCACACCUAAACGCUUGUCUGGAGAAGCUGAUCCUGGGGUCAUUAGUGAAGAUGAUGACGAGUUUGCUUUUGAUGACUUAUCCCAUAAGAGCUCUGGCAGCUCACUAAAUGUUCAAACAUUACCACGUGGACAUAAAUACACACCCUCACCUGUUAAUGCAUCAUUGGAAAACCUAGGAGGCGGUGAAUUCUUGAGACGAUCUACAAGUAGCAACUUGGCAGUGCCAGAAAAACCAGUACCACAGAAACCUGUGCGCUUGAGCCUUGAUACUUUCACUCCCCCGCAGCUACCUGAACAGAUUAUUGACAAAAAUGAUGAGUGGUCACAAAAACUUUACUCUAAGCGGAAAUCUAACAGUCAACUAGCCAUUGAUAGAGAAAAGUCUUCAAGUCUAGAGAGAAACAAGAAACUGGACAGUCCAAGUUCACUAAAAGAAAGACCAAGUCCUAAGUUCUUCAAGAAGUUUGGCAAUAACAAUAAACAAAAGAAAUUGUUAGAAGAACGUAUCAUUGUUGGAGAAGAAAACAUUGCUGAGGAAGAUUCUAUAAAUCCAGCAUUCAAUAACAUCCCUAAAUCAAUUGUUAAAGACUUUGAUGGGAAGUCCCGAGAAGAUUUGAUGGUCAUGGUCUAUAAUUUGCAAAAGGAUGUAGAAUAUGAGAAAAAGAAAAAUAAAGACUUGGAAAAUUAUCUUGAUGAACUGCUACUCAGAGUAAUGGAAACAACACCAAGAAUUUUACAAAAUCCUUAUACCAGAAAUAACAGCAUGCACAUUAGAAACAAAUAAUUUUAUGCAAUUGCCUAAAAAUUCAAUGCAUUAUUAUCAAUUUGAUUGCAUGAUUGCAUAACAUUAAUGUGGCAUGCCUCAUUCUCUUCAAUGUUUGUGUAACACUGAUAUAAUUAUUUGAAGAAACUUUCUUUCAUUAUUUAGGUUGCUUUAUUAAUAUGAUUUAGUAUAAAAUGAACAAGAGAAUUCUAAUUGGAAUCUUGGUUUUUCCAAUAAUGAAAAUAGGUAUUAGGCUAUCACUUGGGUACCCAGUGACACCUGUAUCUAAAUUAGUGGAGAGUUGUAUGUAUGAAUCAUAAGGAAAUGUUCUAAUGCUUAUCAACUUUCACUUUUCUAUAGAUCUAAUCACAUACAAACUAGUGCCUUAUGUAUUUGAAUAAGUCUGUGAUAGAAAUAAAUUUUGUGUUUGUAUUUUGGUUACUCAUAUUCAUGUUUUGCAUGACUUAUCUUAUCUGCAUUUCCCAAAUCUCUGAAAUAAGAUUAAAAUCACAAUGAUAAAUACUGUAUGUUACAUACUUGCUGCCUGUAUUGUUAUGGAAGGUCAGACUCAAGUAUAAUUGAUGUUUAAUAGUCUGAAAUUUUAAUUGAGUAAUAUAUCAAAGAAUGUGCAACAAUUACACACUGCCAUAAAAUUUUAUAAAGCAAUUUUACUUCUUACUUUUUAACAGAAAAUGGACAAUUCUAAAGUUUGUGCCAAACUUAUUUAUAUGCACGGUCCGUUUUAUAAUAGUCACAUAGGUAAACAAACACGGAUACAGCAUUAUCAUACUUGUGAUAAUAAUGAGUGUGUGAUUGUCAAGAGGUUUUUUUAGAUUGGUAUUCCUUAUAUUACUUAAUUAAUGUCCAAAAUGUUUCAUUCCAUUGAAUGUGAAUGCUUAUUGCUUCUUUAAAAAGGCUUAUCUAUCUUACAGGUGUCAUGCAAUUGUGACACAUUAGGUGUGUAUGAUUCAUAAGUGUGGUAUAAUAAGAAUGACUAAGGCAUUGAAUGUCUUCAUAGAUAGCUCAAACAAUUUCCAAGCCUUAAUAAAAGUGACUUGAAACACAAGUACCUAAGGAAUCCAUCCAAAUCUAAUUGAAUGAGGUUGAUCAUUAUUUAUUUGUUAGUGUUAAAACGUUUUUCAUUUAUUUAUAGUGGCAUUAACAUGCAUAUAUCAAGUAUUUUUUAGUGCAAAUCAUAUUAACUUUCGUGUAAUUUACGUAAAUCAUACUUAUUUUGUAAGAAAUGCCUUUGUGCAAUAAUUAAAACUUAGUGGGUAGAUUGUUUUGUUGAUGUCUAUACAUUUUUAUGAUUAACUCUAAUAUUGAAGUAUUACUUAUUAACAUAAACAUUAAUAGUUAUUUUAAACAAAUAUAUUAUAGUUGAUUCAUGGGGAUCUGAGGAUUGUUUAACAUUUAUAAUUUAACAGUGUCAUAGACUUAUCUAAAAUUAGGUAGGUAAAUAGAAUAGUAGCUGAUUCAUAUGCAUACCUAUUGUUUUUCUUCCAUAAAUUAACAUGUGAUAUUUGUUCAAAAGACAAACAGAACAAAUUAACAGUAGAUUAACUAUAUUUAAAAAGUUAUUGAAGUAUAAUUAUUUGAAAAAUUAAGGCCUUGUAUUACUGAAUUUCUUGUUAAUCGAAAACUACAUGAUUAUUUAUUUAAUUAUAAUGAAUAGAUCAUUUAUUUUUCUAUGAGGUUGAACUACCUACUCUUAAGUUAAUUUUAUUAAGAAGUUAAGAGGAAAGUAUGUUCACACCACCAGAGGUUAGAAAAUGUCUACUUUUGUCCCAGGUACUAAUUUUUUCAAUAAAACGUUUUUUAAA
Helicoverpa zea (corn earworm) is the source of this 3350-nucleotide messenger RNA. It is a transcript of the gene Rip11, whose product is annotated as rab11 family-interacting protein 2. Gene Ontology annotation, molecular function: small GTPase binding. Bases 121 to 1548 code for a protein of 475 amino acids. The transcript has a single exon. Gene Ontology annotation, cellular component: intracellular membrane-bounded organelle. Lineage: Eukaryota; Metazoa; Arthropoda; Insecta; Lepidoptera; Noctuidae. The record is from RefSeq and is a predicted model, not a curated record. Gene Ontology annotation, biological process: regulated exocytosis.